GAAACCCUUUCCUUGCUUAUACGAUCCCAAUCUUGUUCGGUGGGGCCUUCAUCUCCUUCUUGAGCCACCUUUGAACUCCGCCUAUUGUGCAACCUCCAGUCACGACAGCACGAACGAUAGCGGUUUGCAUUGUGCCGAUGAAAGUGAGUCAUGGGAAGCUCGUGAUUCUGUAGAAAAUGAUGAAGUUAUUGCUCGUGCUCUUCAGGAAGAACUUUCACAAAUUGCUAUGGCAGAAGCAUCUGGACCUUCACUUGUAACUGAAGAGCAGUUGCAGGAAUCUGUUCUUACUCAAAAUUGGUUGUCUUCUUCUACCACAGGAACUCUAGAAGAUUUAGAAAAUAUGGGAGCCUCUAUUUCAUGCUCAAUCUCCGAUGAAAAGUUAAAUUGUGGUGAAAAUUGCUUAUUAGAGCUUGCAGAUGACUCCUAUACUCUAGAUGGUGAAGUAUGCAAGAGACUGAAUCAUAUGACUUCUAUUCCUCAUGUUCCAAGGAUUAAUAAGGGGCUUCCUACAGUUGAUGAAGAAAUUUCAGAUCACCAAAGACUUACUGAGCGGCUAAGGUUGUAUGAUUUGGUUGAUCUAAAGGUUCAAGGGGAUGGUAACUGUCAGUUCCGAGCACUCGCUGAUCAAUUGUAUCGUAGUCCUGAACACCACAAGUUUGUGAGACAACAAGUUGUUGAUCAGCUUAGAUCUCAUCCUGAGAUCUACGAUGGAUAUGUACCUAUGUCAUAUGAUGAUUAUCUCAAGAAGAUGUCCAAGAAUGGGGAAUGGGGAGACCAUGUCACAUUGCAGGCUGCUGCUGAUUCAUAUGGUGUUAAAAUAUUUAUUCUAACAUCCUUCAAAGAUACCUGCUACAUUGAGAUUCUUCCUAGUGUUGAGAAGUCUAAACGAGUCAUAUGUUUAAGCUUUUGGGCUGAGGUGCACUACAACUCGAUCUAUCCUGAAGGAGAGUUGCCAGUUUUGGAGGGUAAGAAUAAGAAAAGGUGGUGGCACUUCGGGUUCUGAUACGCAUGAUGUUGCUCCGUGGUGGGAAGGUGCGAAGCUGAUUUAAGGAAGAGAAUUGCAUGAGCAAUCCCAAACUUGUUCUUUGUCCUCCGACACAUCCCUGUACAGACUAACACAUUCUUUAUGAACGUCAGUCAUAUGUUAACAUCUAUACGGUUGAUAUUUAAAGGAGUCAUUGAUCAUGACUGUGCAUCAUCUUCUGUUCUUUCUUCGUCCUGUAUUGGUUUCGGUACAAUUCAUCUGUUCUGUUUUCCCAAUACUGAGUAGUCGUUCAUCUUUUAUAUUAGAUCGAAUGAUGUAAAUCAAAACAGUUGUUUCUGUU
Musa acuminata AAA Group (dessert banana) is the source of this 1325-nucleotide messenger RNA. RefSeq names its product OVARIAN TUMOR DOMAIN-containing deubiquitinating enzyme 9. Lineage: Eukaryota; Viridiplantae; Streptophyta; Magnoliopsida; Zingiberales; Musaceae. The coding region runs from base 227 to 1003 and encodes 258 amino acids. The transcript has 11 exons. Gene Ontology annotation, molecular function: cysteine-type deubiquitinase activity. Gene Ontology annotation, biological process: protein deubiquitination. The record is from RefSeq and is a predicted model, not a curated record.